UCCAUAACAAACUACCAACAGCCAGAAGCAGCACUUAAGUUUAUUAGGUUUCCAAUCCUCUUAUGAUGAGACCCGUUGACCGCUCUUGAUUGGAAGCCCCGGUAUCCGGAUAUGAGCGUCACUCAAUCGGCAUCAAGCGCAACACGCAGCCGCUUUGGGAAAUGGCCAGACUGUCCAAACUGUCCGACAGACUUUGAUGCGAGUGAGAUGAACCUGCUGGACACCUGACGAGAUGAUCCUCCUAUAAAACGCGUACAGUAACCUGCACUUCACCGGCCAUGUAACUUAUAGUGUUGUGAAAUAAUUAUGCAAGAGAACAACCCGGAUUUCUUGUACCAGCGGUAUUCCAAGGACAUAAUGACUUCGGCUGUUCCUCGAUCGGGAUUUGUUGUCUUUUGCGUGAUUUUAGUCCUGACUUGUGCCCUCUAUCCUGUUCUGAAGACGCUGUGUGUCCAGAUUCACUCUGCUGUCACAGGAAGCUAUGUGGCCGGAUAUCACUCUGUGCUGCUUGUCAACUGUCCCACAGAACAAACCGCUAGAGACAUUGGCAGGAGCAUCAUGGAGAAAAGGCUGGCAGCAUGUGUGAAUAUAUUUCCUCUCACUACCACCAUGUACUACUGGAAAGGAGAGAUACGGGAUACCUCAGAAAUACUGUUGCUUGUGAGGACAAGAACAUCUCUGGUGCAGAGACUUGUGACUUAUAUAAAGUCAGCACGGGCUGCCCCUUCUAACCCCUGGUUAUCUGAUGUUCUUCGUGAACAUCGGACUAAACUCAGAGCGGCAGAGAGAAAAUGGCGCAAAUCAAACAACCCAUCGGACCUGAGUAGAACAAACUGGACGCUAAACAGUCCUGCGAAUUGCAAAAGCCCAUUCCAAAUCAUCAGUCUGCUGGAUCUAUCUGCCGCGUUUGACACUGUCAAUCAUCAGAUACUCCUCUCCACCCUCUCAUCACUGGGCAUCGCUGGAAUUCCACUUCGCUGGUUUGAAUCCUAUCUCACUGAUGAUCCAACGGUAGCUGCAAGGAUCUCAGGUUGCCUGGCGGACAUCUCGGCAUGGAUGAAAGAACAUCACCUUCAGCUCAACCUGGCAAAGACUGAGCUUCUUGUCUUUCCGCCGCUCCAACUCUACAGCAUGACAUCACGAUCCAGUUAGGUUCAUCAACAAUUACCCCAUCAACUUCGGUCAGAAAUCUUGGUGUAAUCUUUGAUGACCAGCUGACCUUCAAAGACCACAUUGCAAAGACUGCUCGAUCUUGCAGGUUUGCACUACACAACAUCAGAAAGAUCAGGCCCUUUCUGACGGAGCAUGCUGCACAACUCCUUGUCCAGGCCCUUGUCAUUUCUAGGCUGGACUACUGCAAUGCUCUUCUGGCUGGACUUCCAUCAAACACAGUCAAACCCCUACAAAUGAUUCAGAAUGUGGCGGCACGACUGGUCUUCAAGGAACCCAAAAGAGCCCAUGUCACACCUCUCUUUAUCUCAUUGCAUUGGCUACCAAUCGCAGCUCGCAUCAAGUUCAAGACACUGAUGCUUGCUUAUAGAACAACCACAGGCUCAGCACCCGCCUACAUGCACUCACUAUUAAGAAUCUACAUCCCCUCCAGAAGUCUGAGAUCUGCUAGUGAGCGACGCCUCGUGGGACCAUCACAAAGAGGCUCAAAAUCACUCUCCAGAACAUUCUCGUUCACCAUUCCUGGCUGGUGGAAUGAUCUUCCCACCCAUAUUCGGAGUACUGGAUCCUUGUCAAUCUUCAAGCAACAGCUGAAAACUCAUCUCUUUCGACACUACUUGACUUCACCCUACACAUAAAAAAAAUAAAUAAAUAAAACUCUUUCUCCUUAUUUAUUCUUUCCCUUGCUAGCUUGUACUUAUUUAAACAAUGCCUGAGACUUGGUGUUGCAAGCACUUCGUUUGUCGGAUUGCCUCUUCAAGAUGACUCGCUUUAUGUAUUCCCCAAUUGUAAGUCGCUUUGGAUAAAAGCGUCUGCAAAAUGACUAAAUAUAAAUGUAAAUAUAAAUAUCUUGAUUAUCCCCAAGACUUUUGGGCAAACAUUCUGUGGACUGAUGCAACAAAAGUUGAACUUUUUGGAAGGUGCGUGUCCCGUUACAUCUGGCGUAAAACCAACACAGCGUUUCAUAAAAAGAACAUCAUACCAACAGUCAAACAUGGUGGUGGUAGUGUGAUGGUCUGAGACUGCUUUGCAGCUUCAGAACCUGGAUGACUCGCCAUAAUUGAUGGAACCAUGAAUUCUGCACUCUAUCAGAAAAUCCUGAAGGAGAAUGUCCGGCCAUCAGUUUGUGACCUCAAGCUCAAGUGCACUUGGGUUAUGCAGCAGGAUAAUGAUUCCAAACACAGCAGCAAGUCCACCUCUGAAUGUCUCAAGAAAAACAAAAUUAAGGUUUUGGAGUGGCCAAAUCAAAGUCUGGACUUAAAUCCAAUUGAAAUGCUGUGGCAUGACCUUAAACAGUCCAUUCAUGCUCGAAAACCCUCCAAUGUGGCUGAAUUAAAACAAUUCUGCAAAGAAGAGUGGGCCAAAAUUCCUCCACAGCGAUGUGAAAGACUCAUUGCCAGUUAUCGCAAAUGCUUGAUUGCAGUUGUUGCUGCUAAGGGUGGCACAACCAGUUAUUAGGUUUAGGGGGCAAGCAUUUUUUCACACAGGGCCAUGUGGGUUUGGAUUUUGUUUUCCCUUCAUAAUAAAAAACUUCAUUUAAA
Molecule: messenger RNA, 2711 nt
Organism: Onychostoma macrolepis
Lineage: Eukaryota; Metazoa; Chordata; Actinopteri; Cypriniformes; Cyprinidae
Product: protein CutA homolog
Exons: 8
Coding region: 307-1152 (281 amino acids)
Biological process (GO): response to metal ion
Molecular function (GO): copper ion binding
Source: RefSeq, a predicted model, not a curated record